Messenger RNA from Bursaphelenchus xylophilus (pine wood nematode), 4351 nucleotides. The record is from the annotation of a GenBank genome assembly. NCBI's taxonomy places the organism in Eukaryota, Metazoa, Nematoda, Chromadorea, Rhabditida, Aphelenchoididae.
AUGCCGCAACGCCUUUUGAAGGGUAUGUACUAGCCCAUUAUCGCUUUGCGAUGGCUUGCCACAGCUGAAACUUUGGUGCGCAACUGCACUCUUUUUUCAACGAGGCACGACAUUUCGUUGCGACAAGUCCAGAAUAUUUUCCCAACAGAUCUAUAGUAUACUUUGUUAAAUAUGCAGCAAUAAUUGGACGGCGAGGGGCGUGAGGAACACAGGUGAAACUGGAAGGUGUUUUAGGUUUGGAAAUAAUCUGUAAAGUAAUGUUUGAAUUGAAUAUGCACAUAUUACCUGUGGAAAACAGGUUAGAGAUAAGUUCAAGGGGGAGGUGCUCGAAUUGCGACACUCAGAUUUGUAUGAAACUGGGGACAAAUUUAAGCCAAAUUUUUAAGGCACACUCUAACUUGCGCUCUGCAGAGACGACCUAUCUUGCCGCCAAAAGUUUGGAAAAGUUUAGCGCAUUAAUUUUGCAGCAAGUAUUUACAACGCCAUUGUUUUUAUUGGUCUGGGAGGCGGGCUGGAAAACAAAAUUGAGCUGUCGUAUCUAGGCAAAAUGUACAUGUGCAAGAAAACUUUGUUUUUUGUAUUAAGUAGGCAGGCCAAGGGUCUUGACAUUUUCUCGUGCCUUCACGCGAAGGACUUGCAACGAGUAUCGAAUUAUCGGGAAAAUAAUGUGGAGCAAAAUGUUCGGUCGCGUAUCAAAUUUCCAGCCGCGGUUAGCCGUGGCAAAGCGAUGAUGGGGGAUUGCAGGGCGCGACAAAUGCACGUUAUUUUCCCGACAGACUGAUAUAACUCACGGUGCUGACCUGAGCUUUAUCAGUCUGAAAUAUCCAGCCGUCUCAAUCUACCUUUCAAUUACCAUUUUUUCACAGUGUUUGUCGCGGAUAGCCAUUUUGGGCGUUGCGACACUUGCGGGCAACCAUUUUGCGGGCAAAACUUGGGGGGUCACAUUUGCGGGCAGCUGAGACACUUGCGGGCCGGCUGGGACACUUGCGGGCAACCGACACUUGCGGGCAGACGGCACCUGAGGGUAACAGGGUGGAGGUGGAAAUAUUACUGCGAUAUUUUGGAAAUUUGCCGACAUUUGCGGGCAAGCGGCACUUGCGGGCAGCCGACAUUUGCGGGCAACAGGAAAAAACAAUCACACAGACUGUAUAGCAACUUUUGGAACUGUUGCCCGCAAAUGUCGGCUGCCCGCAAAUCUUCCAGGCUGCCCGCAACUGUCGACCCUGCCCGCAAAUGUGCCAGGCUGCCCGCAAAUGCCGGUGCUGGCCGCAAACGUCGGCUGCCCGCAAAGUGGCUGCCCGCAAGUGUGCGCCCGCCCCAUUUUGCGACGCCGGCCACACCGUGUUUUUUGAGUGUGCUUGCAUCAAAAUUUGCGUGUCACAAGCAUAGAUUUUAAAAUUGCAGUGCGCGUGUACCCAAGCUAUAGUAAUUAAAUUAUCAUUACGGGGGGUUUAGCGUUAAUUUUAUGACCUAAAAAAUCCACCUGUCUAGCAACUUUCUUAGAGUUUUUUUUCGAUGUAAAUGCAGACUUGUAGAGUCCGGUGAAAGUUGAUCUUUGUUUCAUACAUUGCUGCCAUAGAGGUCAAUUUUUUCACAAAAAAAUCGUUUUUUUCCGCGUGAAGGAAAUGGCAAAAAACUGUUUUUUUUAAUGACCGCUCUCCACUUUUCGCAUACUCUCUCGGUGACUACGUAGUAUUUACAUAGUAGAAAAAACAUCUGAGCGUCGCAGUUAUGGUAUUUCCGGUGUCAGUACUUCCCUCAUUUUAUAAUACUACUGGAAUUUUCAUAAAGUGCGUAGACUUGUAGUCAUGUGCCGCACUGACACAUAAUACCACUCUCGCGCGAAGAAGCCGAAAUUCACGGUGCAAAAUUCUACGAACUUUUAUUAGUGUGUCGGGAAAAUAAUGAGUAUAAUGUCGCUGCCGAUUGUGUCGCUGAAGUGAAAGGAAAUUUGAUUUUGCCGCGACACAAUUCUUUUUUCUCGUGGCGAUGCGAUUUUGUCGUGAUGUGCGUCCUGAAAAAGUCUACGCACUUUAUGUAACCACCAGUAUUAAGCUUAUGUGUUUAUAGGUAUGUACGAAGACCUCGCCAGCGAAGUGGUGUCCGUGGUUCGACAAAUCCUGGUCUACACGUUCGUAUCAACCUCCAUUUUGAGUGCCUACUUCUUGUGGAAGGUCUACAGAUCACAACGGGUCCACAAGAAUUUAAAAUUGGUCCUUGUAAGUUGGUGGCUCUAAAAUAUAUAUUUAAGUAAGUUUUAGUGCGUAAGUGCCCUCUCUUUUGUCCUCCUCUCGGCUUCGAAGCAGCUGGCGGAACUGCUGAUCGAGGAGACUCGAGAAGUUGAGAACCGACUUAUCAUCAACUGCAUUUGCAUCUCACUCAGCACCAUCAACACAAUAUGUCUGGCGAGUGCGUCGUUGUGUAUGAACAUGCUGACGGUUGAGCAGUAUUUUGCGACCAUUUGGGUGGACGACUACGAGAACCGAUCGAUGCGGGUGGGAGUUGUCUUGGUCGGCAUUGUUGUGAGUUUUAGCAUCUAUCUCUUUUGCAGCGGCUGGAGUUUUUUUGCGCAAUUGCAUAGGCGCCUUUUGCUGCACCAAAUUCGUAUUAUUUUCCUAACAGACUGUAGUAUAUAUACAACUACCCCAAAAUCAAAUAUCCGAGACUGUGAACUUCUAUGCAGCAAAACCUGUCUAUAACAAACAAUUUUUGAGGUCACAAGAGUCAAUUUCAUACCAAAAUGACUACUUGGGUGUAUAUCAGUCUGUCGGGAAAAUAAUGAACCUCUGUCGCAUCGGAAAUGGCAUUGCCGCCGAGAAAAUGAAUUGUGUCGGGGCAAAAUCAAAUUGCUUUUCACUUCGCGAUUGGUGCAACAACAUCGCUCACUAUUUUUCGCGACAGAGUAAUAAACAGCAUAAUUUGAAGCCUUGGGGCUUACAGUGGCGGACCUGAUCCAUUGGCAGAAAACGUGCCAUUUUGUAUUCGGGAUGUAUUUAAAACGCAGCAAAAUACCUCCCUCUUCAAGUGAAAAAGCUGCGAUUUCAAAAGCGCGACUUUUUUUGUUGUGAGGGUAAGGGCGCGCUCUCCAAAAACGGAGUUUUUUAUUUGGAGAUGGAGGCAUUUUGCAACAUUUUUUGAAAAUUCCCGGUUGCAAAAUGGUGCGUUUCUUGCGACUGGAUCAGGUCCGCCACUGUACGGGUUGAAAUUUAACGCCUGCCUUUCGACAGCAUAGACGGCAACUUUAUGACCGACUGUUUUACAUAAGCAGGAAGUGCAGUUGGGACCGAUCCAGUGGCAAAAAACGUACCAUUUUGCAUCCGGGAAGUAUCAAAACUGUGGCAAAAUGCUUCACUCUCAAAGUGAAAAAACUUCUUUUUGAAGGGCGCGUCCUUGCCCUCGCAAAAAGAGUUGGCGCGCUUUUGAAAACGGAGUUUUUUCACUAGAAGAGGAAGGUAUCUUACCACAUUUUUUGAUACUUCCCGGAUGCAAAAAAAUACGUUUUUUGCCACUGAAUUAGGUCCCCCAUUGUACAAAUUAACUAACUGUAGGCUUUGACGGGUUCGUUACUCGAAAUGGUAGAUGUUGUGGUGCCUCCGUCUUUUGAGGUCGUUUUUUUUUCAGUUUCUACAAACUGUUCCAUUGGGUAUUUUCCUGGAAUGGUACUUUUUCCACGACUGGUAUUCGAUGCUUGAGACCAAGGAGAGCUGUCUGUUACUGCAUCACGAACCGCGCUUAUCGUUUGUUUGCUUCAUUACCGGCUGUUUCAGUGGGUCGGCGUGCGCUAUGGUAAGUGCCGAAUUACAGUAUAUAUAUAUAUAUAUAUAUAUAUAUGCCUAUGUUCAUUUACAACAGUUGUUUUGAAUUUACAUAUUAAGCGCUUUCAGUACAUGUACGGUCUUUAUCGACGAAGCGUUUCGAUGUUCAACGACCGCGCGGAGAUGAAGACGUUGAGCUCACGCUAUCAACAAUUCGAGAACUCAACAUGGGCUCAUUCCAUUUGCGUCUCAUUUGUCAUGUAUUUCCUCCUGGUUGCGGCCGGGCUGUCGGUUUGGAUAUGGUACUUCAUCGUCGACCCGGAACAAAGCGAAGUUCGUACGCUCGGGUUGGCUGUUGCAGAGGUAUCGUUGACCAUAAAAUUUUACCCAUAUUUUAGGUUGGGUUUAUCCAAGCAGACGCAUUUUCCCUCCUCCACGUCUUGGGUAUCAUGUUCAGCAAUAAGUUCAUACGAAGCGCAGUCAUCAAGGAUCUACAGGCUAUCGGAAUUUUAUCGAAUUCAGUGGGACCGGGCGUGAAGAGGCAUGAAAAUGAAGCGGAAGAGUAUUUCAAUCAGUUUGAGCAGGCGUGGAAGUGA